This is a messenger RNA of Helianthus annuus (common sunflower), 2454 nucleotides long. Its product is annotated as intracellular protein transport protein USO1-like. The record is from RefSeq and is a predicted model, not a curated record. Lineage: Eukaryota; Viridiplantae; Streptophyta; Magnoliopsida; Asterales; Asteraceae. The coding region runs from base 1 to 2454 and encodes 817 amino acids. The transcript has 8 exons.
AUGAACAUGGUUACUGCUUUAGUGCUGAACAAGAAGUGCAAUUUUUCAAGAAUCGUAUUCCAUUACAUGAAGGAGAACAUUACUUCUGGCAGCAAAACAUGGAUCUAUCCAAGAUUUGUACAAAUGAUUCUUGAUCAUGCGUAUCCGGGUCUAGAGAAAGAUCAAAACAAUGAUUUGUUGGCAUUGUAUCAUAUGGAUAAUGAGACGUUGAUUGUAUUAUCUAGGUAUCACAAAAAUUAUCCAGAAUCAACAACAAAGGCAGAAUUCUUUGGAUUCAUCAAAGAUGCUAACUACAAAGAUCCAGAUCCUGUUGACCAUCUGAAGUGGAGGAAUGAUAAAGAGAUGAAAGAACCAAGUGCAGCAGAUGAGUUAGAAAAGUUAGCAGAUUUCAAAGAAACUCGAAAUGAAUGGUUUUUGAAAGAAGAAAAGAAGAAGAGGAGUAGAAAGACAACUCUGAAAGUACAAGUAGAGGAGGGUUCAUCUUCACAACCUAAGAAGAAACGUCAAAAGAAAGCUCUUAAAGAAAGUUUUGAAGCUGAAAAAGCAGCUAAAGCAGCUGGUGAGAAUGUGGGUGACAAUGAAGAAGAAAGUUCAUCUAGUUCUGAAGAGGAUAUUGAUGAAAUUGAACGUUUGAAAAGAAUUAGGGAUGAUAUAGAAAAACAAAAACAGUUAAAGAGAAAAAGGAGAGAGGAAAAAGAGGAUGAGUUGUACAUUCCAUCUCCAGAGUGUGUUCAAAAGGUCCAAACACCACCGUCUGAGGGUAGAAAGAAGUCAAAUGCAAGGAAACGUGUUGAGUUUCCACGUGUUCUGGAGAAUAUUGGUCUUGAAGAUAUUGGAGAUUUUAGUUUUGUGAACGAUGAGCUUGUAAAGAAGCUGCAACAGAAAGUGGAUGAUGUGUUAGUUGAGAAUAAGAAGUUGAUAGAUCGUGAAAAGAAACUUGAAAAGCGUGUCAAGACAGUUGAAGCUGAAAACUCGUCAUUGUUGAAAAGAGUUAAAGCUGAUCAGGCUGGCAUUGAUAUUCUUAAAGUACGUAUUGCUGAGCUAGAAGAGGAAAAGGCUCGGAGCGAUGAGCAAAAUGAGUAUUUCAAGCUAAAGAACAAAGAGCUAGAGGCUACCAAUGCAAAGAAAGAACACGAGAUGUAUAUGAUGAACAAAGUUGAAGAAGCGAGAGCUCGUCGUCAAGCUGUGAUUGAAGCUGAAAUGAAAAAUAAAGGCAAAGGUGUUCCGAUAGAAGGUGUUUCUGAAGUAACUGAAAGGGCUAUUGUAGUAUCUGAACCAACAGUUGAUCCAGAAAAGACUAUUCUUGAUGCUUGCAUUAUUUCAUCUAUUUCUGAUGAUGUGUAUUCUGCUAGUAGUCAUGAUGAUGAUGGGAAUGAUGACGACGAUCAAGGUACUUCAGGCAUCAAGCUUAUUGAAGAGUCAAAUGAAGAAAAUGUUGAUGAUUAUCUUCAUGACGAUGCUAAUGAAGAACCUGAAAACGCUCAAGAGGAAGGUGAAAUUAGGCAUACUUAUACUCUGGAUGAUAUCAUCAAAAUGACGCACAUUGAAGAUAUUAACUUCAAGUUUGAUUUUGAAGAAGAACUGAAUCAGUUUAAUAUCAAUCAGCAGCCCGAUUAUCAGUAUAAUCAAGUAAACGUAGAUGAGUUAAGAAGGGGAGUUGAAGAAUGUAUAAAGAACAAGAGUUUUGAUGAAAUGCCUAAAGAAGAACGAAUUGAAGAAAAGAAAAAAUGGUUCAGAAAAGACACUGAGAGGAAGUUCAAAAGGCCGCUGAAAUAUUAUAAGACAGACAGAGAAGUGUCUUUGAGUGAUAUUAUUAGUUGGGGGUAUCUGCCGCAGGUGAAUGCAUACGCAAUACGAAGAGAAUUUGGUGUGCAGUACUUUGAGUAUAUUCAGGAUAUCAUGUCUUUGCCCUGGUGGGAUGUCGAAGAAUUACCAAAAGUUAGAACUUUGACUUAUCCUAUCAGAGAGCGUGAUAUGCCUACGUGGGGUCUGAUGAAAUUUGAAGCUUUUAAAGAUUUCAAACACUGGAAACCACAUCAACCGAAGAAAGUGAAGAGGGUGGAUCCAGUGACUGGUAUUGAAGAGACGAUCUUGCAGAUAAAAAAGCCCAGAGUGUUAAAGAAUAUCUCGUUGCCAAAGAUGGAACAAGAGUUUCACAAAGGGUUCUUGUGUUGGGUGUAUAGUUGUAUGUCUACUGAAGUCGUGAUCACAUACAAGGUGGAGAAUGAAAAAGGAAUCAAUUCAGAGAAUGAAUGGUCGUCCAAGUGGAGGAAGAUUGAGAAAGAGGAAGCUCUAAAAGCUGAGAAAGAAAGACAAGAUCGUGAAAAGCUUAAAGGUAAAUGGAUGAAUAUACAAGCUGAAGAAACGCUGAAAGCUGCUAAAGAAAAUGAGAAGCUGAAAAGUUUGUUGAAGAGAAAGCCGAAGCAAAGGGAGGAAACGUUCAAGUCCCUGUGA